Messenger RNA from Arctia plantaginis, 840 nucleotides. Lineage: Eukaryota; Metazoa; Arthropoda; Insecta; Lepidoptera; Erebidae. The record is from the annotation of a GenBank genome assembly.
AUGUUCCCGACGGUGCGCGUCUCAUUCGCGGGAUGCCGCGCGGAGGCGCGUUACGCGGUGCUGCUGGACGUGGUGCCGGUGGAUGGCAAGCGGUACCGUUACGCGUACCACCGCAGUUCGUGGCUGGUAGCUGGCAAGGCUGACCCACCUGCGCCCGCUCGCCUCUAUCCACACCCCGACUCGCCCUUCUCCGGUGAUCAGCUGCGGAAGCAGGUCGUCUCCUUCGAGAAAGUAAAACUUACCAACAAUGAAAUGGACAAGAACGGACAGAUCGUACUGAAUUCAAUGCACCGGUAUCAACCGCGAAUCCACCUCGUCAAAGUGCGCGAGGGAGGGGGACCUAUCACUGACUUGACGCGAGAACAGCAUCGUACCUUCGUCUUCCCAGAAACGGUGUUUACCGCCGUCACUGCUUAUCAAAACCAGCUCAUCACCAAACUCAAGAUAGACUCGAACCCAUUCGCUAAAGGAUUUAGAGAUUCAUCACGGCUGACGGAUUUUGAUAGAGAUCCAAUGGAGUUGAUGUUAAUGGAGCAGCAGCUGCUGCGGUCACCGCUGAGGUUGUACGCGGGAGGCGCGACGAGUGUCGACGAGGAAGCCGAGAAGCGUGCUGCUUGGGCACGCACGCCUCCCGCGCUGCAACUGCUGGCGUUGGGCGGGCGCGCCUGGCCGCCCUGGCCGCAGCCAUUGGCGCUGCCGCCAGACUUGUGGCUGCAGAAGCCCCAGGCGCCGCUGCGAUACUGCCCCUACCCGCCCCCCGCGCACCCCGCGCACUCCGCGCCGCCCGCCGCGCCGCCGCAGCGCGCCGACCACUCUCCAACACCACGACAUCCGCUGUGA